Messenger RNA from Xiphophorus hellerii (green swordtail), 4781 nucleotides. RefSeq names its product nicotinamide phosphoribosyltransferase 1 (gene nampt1). Gene Ontology annotation, biological process: NAD+ biosynthetic process. Lineage: Eukaryota; Metazoa; Chordata; Actinopteri; Cyprinodontiformes; Poeciliidae. The transcript is spliced from 11 exons. The record is from RefSeq and is a predicted model, not a curated record. Bases 87 to 1562 code for a protein of 491 amino acids. Gene Ontology annotation, molecular function: nicotinamide phosphoribosyltransferase activity.
UCCUCCCCUCACUUUCUGGUGCCUCUGGCAGUAGGGCGCGCAACACAACACACUGACAGCCGCGACUUACAACCUCGGAGGGGAAGAUGGAGCCGAGAGAAACCGACUUCAACAUACUGCUAGCGACCGACUCCUACAAGGUGACUCAUUACAAACAGUACCCCCCCAACACGAGUAAAGUGUACUCCUACUUCGAGUGCCGCGAGAAGAGGACGGAUCCCAGCAAAAGCAGAAAAGUCAAAUAUGACAAAACCGUCUUUUACGGCCUGCAGUACAUCCUUCACAAAUACUUAAAAGGAAAGGUAGUGACUCCAGAGAAGAUUCAGGAAGCAAAGGAGGUGUACAGGGAACAUUUCCAGGAUGAUGUUUUUAAUGAGAAGGGCUGGACUUACAUUUUGGAGAAAUACAACGGCCAUCUUCCCAUCGAAAUCAAGGCAGUGCCGGAAGGAAGCGUCAUUCCCAGAGGCAAUGUUUUGUUCACAGUGGAGAGCACAGAUCCCGAAUGCUACUGGCUCACUAACUGGGUGGAGACUAUUCUUGUUCAGAUCUGGUACCCGGUUACAGUGGCGACCAACUCCAGAGAGCAAAAGAAGAUCCUUGCCAAGUACCUGAUGGAGACCUCUGGGAACCUGGAGGGACUGGAGUAUAAACUACAUGACUUUGGCUACAGGGGUGUGUCCUCACAAGAGACUGCGGGCAUUGGAGCCUCUGCUCAUUUGGUGAACUUCAAGGGCACAGACACGGUGGCUGGCAUUGGAGUCAUUAAGAAGUACUACGGCACCAAGGACCCAGUACCUGGCUUUUCAGUACCUGCAGCUGAGCACAGUACCAUAACAGCAUGGGGGAAGGACCAUGAAAAAGACGCCUUUGAGCACAUCAUCAAGCAGUUCCCCAACGUGCCUGUGUCCAUCGUCAGUGACAGCUACGACAUCUACAACGCCUGUGAGAAGAUCUGGGGAGAGGACCUGCGGCCGCUGAUAGAGACCCGCAGCGCGGAUGCCCCGCUGGUCGUCCGACCGGACUCAGGAAACCCGCUGGAUACGGUUUUGAAGGUUCUGGAGAUACUGGGUAAGAAGUUUCCGGUGCACGAGAACGGUAAAGGUUUCAAAGUGCUGCCUCCUUACAUCAGAGUCAUUCAAGGAGAUGGAGUCGAUAUCAACACACUGCAGGAGAUAGUAGAAGGCAUGAAACAACACAUGUGGUCCAUCGAGAACAUUGCCUUUGGAUCCGGAGGGGCUUUGUUGCAAAAACUGACCAGAGAUCUGCUCAACUGCUCAUUCAAAUGCAGCUAUGUGGUGACUAACGGACUCGGGGUGAAUGUGUUCAAGGAUCCGGUGGCAGACCCCAACAAGAGGUCAAAGAAAGGUCGCCUGUCUUUGCACCGGACGCCGAGCGGAGAUUUUGUCACUUUGGAGGAGGGCAAGGGGGAUCUGGAGGAGUAUGGAGUGGACCUGUUGCACACAGUGUUUCAGAACGGGAAGAUUGUGAAGAACUACACAUUUGAUGAAGUCAGAGACAAUGCCAAGCUGAAAGACGGCGAGCUUGAGGAGCUGCUGCACUGAAUGCGGCCAUCCCGGACCCCCGACACGUUCUAAAGCCUAAAAGAAGUCGUACUCCCCAGAUCUUCACCUUUUCACCCUUCAACAUCAAAAAUGGAGGCAUUUGCACCUCAAAUUACAAAACAAAAACGUUCCUGAAAACAUAAAACCCCCCUGAAGAUUUCUUUUUUUUAAAUCUUAAUCCAAAUUCCGAAAUUCUGAGGAAGUUUUAGGAGAAAAAAAUUUGGAAACUAGUUUAUAAAGAUAAACACAACUCCUCCUAAAGGAAAGCGAGGUAGUACAAGAAGUAAGAACACAAACAGUAAAAUACUAUCCAAGCCAGCCGCAUCAAUGUGCUGCUGCCUCAAAUUGAAUUUCAGCUUGUUUCACUGUUAGGCCAGGAUAUUUCGCAGCUUCCCUGAAUGUGUUUAGCCGACUGCUGACGGGGCGGUGUGCCCCAACCGAGGCAGAUUGUGACAAAGAGGGAAAGCGGUAACACUUCUGCGUGUCGUUCUGUACAGAAAAAGAAAGGCACAAUUUUGAACCGGCUUCGCUUUGCCCUCUAUGUGAAGGAAGAAUUGAUGACCCUUGUGAACUGCUGUGCACUGAAAACACUGAAAUACGUUAAAUGUUCAUGUUUCGCGUCACCUCGGUAGCAGUUAAUCCUAAACCCUUUAACUGUAACUAUAGAUGGUAAUGUCACAUUAUUUUCCAAAAUGUCCUGCUUUUAAUUGAUCGUCGCAGCCUGAACUGUAGUUACGUGUGCGCUGCCAACACAGACACGUCGCCGCAGGUAGAGAAACGGUCGUCUCUCUGUGUCUCAUUAUGUUUGCCCGUAGUGCAUUCUCAUCACGAAGAUCCGAUUUCAAAGCGAUUUCACAAUCUCGAAUGACAAUAAAGUAUCCAUUCAGAAUGUUUGCAGUUUUUGUGUGUAUGAAUACUGAAUUUCAAAAUUUGCUUAGAUCUUCAUGAUGGUUAAUGCACAGCCUUUUGUGUAAGAUGAUGUAAAAAGAUAUAUAUCCAUCUCAAAAGCUAUCUUCACUGGCAUGAAGAUGAUGAUGAUGAUGAUGAUAUUGUGUCCAUGAAUGAUUCUAAUUUCCUGGUUCCUGGCUGAAAUCUAUGUCAAGUGUCUGUCCUGAUACGUGUGUUUGCGAGUAUGCGUACAGGUAUUCUUCUUCCUUUAAACAACUGUGUCGUAUUCCUUUAUGCAAAUGCAAUUGUUGAUGGAAGGAUUGGAGGACACACAGAGUUUGUCGGCCUUUGAAUCUGCGUAGGGGUGGGACGCAGGGCUGGGACGUGGUCUUUUUAUAGUCAGUCGAGCAGAUCAGCAAAACUCCAGUAUCACUGCCUUAAGUCAGUCAACAAAGCUGUCCGUUGAAUUGAAUGCCCAUUUACCCAUCGGCUCGGUUCACCAUCUGCUCCGAGUCGCCCGCGCUUUCAGGCCUCGAUGGGUUUCUAUGCUUUGUUGACCUGCUUUCCAGUGUUGGACUUUCACUUUGUGAAGAGCUUGCACUGGGAUUUCAGAGGAACUCGGAGUUGGUGACGUCACAGGAAGCAUAAUAUUUGAGGGGGGAGCUUUCCGGACAGAGCAGCUGGUUGUGACGAUUAGGUUUAUUCCCGUGACGUUUUACACCUCCUCAUUUUACACCAGCUGAAUAUUAGCAGCUGCAAAAGUCCCUUGAUUCUUUUAGUUCCACCAACUCAUAUUCGUGACUCAGUGCGGUAUCGCCUUGUCGGCCACAGUUAGUGGAGAUGCACCUAUCUCUGGUUUUGUGAAGCUUCGACAUGCCAAUAUAUGAUUUUUGCCUAUUCAGUACAAUGUGUAUUACAAGAGGUGACGUCACACUGUGUGUAUGUGUUAGAUGAGCCACUGUUAAACAAGGUGUAACUCAUUUUUUAAAAUGACACAAAAUUUCAAAUUGACAGUUUAAGCUAUAUUUAGCAUCUUCUGUUACACCUACCUUGGUUAGCAUAAUCAUCAUUACUAAAACUGUAAUUUUCUUGUGUAUUUGCUUGACAUUUUUCCCCAAAAAAACAAAACUGUCAUUUAUUUCCAAAUCCAGCAUCUUCCUUGACAGGCCAAAAUGUAACAGGGUAAAACAAACCAACUUUGUUGUUCUCUGUUUAGCCUUCCUGUUAUCUUCUGAGAGCCUUUCUUUCUCUCUGCCAAAAGUGAACCCUAGAUGUGUUAGAGAAGGCUAUUUCUUUUUAAUAACUCCUGACAUCGCUCUGCUUCCACUGAUUUUGUUCAGUAACAGCAUCUACACCAAAGAGUGUUUUAACCUCAGCCUUGUAGCAGUUUGGUAUGGUGGAUUCACUCGUCAGAAAUCGAUUGGUUUUACCCGUCAGUUUUGGGUCAGUGGCAGUCAAGCUGAAAAUCAGCCAUUUUUAGGUGCAUCGGUCGUACUUGGUUGAAUGCUAAUUCGCACUAGCAUUAAACUGAAACUGUGAUGUCUCCCGACUCCCAUUUCUUGAGUUUGGCUCAGAUCAAACUGUUGAAACACAUUGAAGAUCACAGCUUCUGACCUGCUAUUUUUAUAAUUUUUUUUAUUUUUAUUACCCAUCUGUUGUUGCUGCUCUUUUAUUGCCGUAAUUCAGUUUUAAUGACCAUAGUUGUUUUCUUUUCCAAAUAUGAGGUGCAUUUAGUAAAAUAUUAUUUUACUAUUUUGAUACUAUCUCAGUUCUUACCUCAGAAAAAUAUUAUUUUGUAUGACUAGGGAGGGGGGGGGAAAAAAAGAGAUAUCACAGUAAAUAUCCUCAUUUACAAACAGUGCGGCCAUACUGCCUUCUCACUUGUACAUAAAACAAGGGGGUGCAACUGAAAGGAGAGAGGGACGAUUAGGUGGAAGACUAGAUGUGAUUUAUUAUUUUUGUCAGAACGACCAUUUUUGUACCAACAGAAGAAUAUCCAAAACGGUUCGACGGAACCGGCCGGCGUGACAGUUCCUGGGACCGUCGGGCCUUUUAGUUUCUGCGUGAGCGUAGUCCUGUGUGAAUGCCGUGUUGUGUGAUGGAUGGAACAGGAAAAAAAAAAGAGAAAAAAAGAAAAACGAAAAAAAAAAAGAAUAAGUGGUUGUGAAUAAUUUAGAUUUUUCUUUUACGUUGUUUUAAUCGUAUGUAUAUGUUGUUCCAAAUUAUUUUAUUUUUUUUUUCCCCCCAACACAACUGAGAUUUUAACUAACAUAACUUGCUAUAUUGUCAACAGUACACUGAUUAAAAAUGCCACCCUCUUGGUUUGAAAUG